Messenger RNA from Mugil cephalus (flathead mullet), 3027 nucleotides. RefSeq names its product serine/threonine-protein phosphatase with EF-hands 2-like. Gene Ontology annotation, cellular component: cytosol; nucleus. Bases 639 to 2825 code for a protein of 728 amino acids. The record is from RefSeq and is a predicted model, not a curated record. NCBI's taxonomy places the organism in Eukaryota, Metazoa, Chordata, Actinopteri, Mugiliformes, Mugilidae. Gene Ontology annotation, biological process: detection of stimulus involved in sensory perception; negative regulation of MAPK cascade. The transcript is spliced from 19 exons. Gene Ontology annotation, molecular function: manganese ion binding; protein serine/threonine phosphatase activity; calcium ion binding.
CCGUUCGCUCAUCACAUGAAAGCUGUGACGGGUUGUGAAAAGAACAAAAAGCGGGAAAGGAUGUUUGUUUCCGCAGUUUGUGGCUGAUGAGACCAUCAAAGCUGAGAGUGCAAACAGAGUCUGUUUGUCAAAUAAAACAUAACCCACUUCAAAUCUAAAAAUAAUAAUUAUCUUCUUUAUACACUUACAUGUUAAUUUAGUGAUGCAGUUUAUCUGUAUGUACUGAUAAUAUGAGUCCAAACUGUUAACACAGAUUCAGUGUUGACAUCAGUCGUUGCUGUAUGAGUCAUAGUGGUGACACCGAUAUUAGAGUUGAGACCAACACGCUCUCCUUUCAAAACACAUGCUGCCCUUUAUCAGAGCCUUCAUCUGUUUAUUCAGCGUAGAUGCCAGCUGUAGUGAGGGUUAAUCCUAAUCCACUUUGCAUCUUGUUUUGAUUAAGGGAUCCGAGGUGCUUGGCUCUCGCGUUCAGGUGGUGGCUGAGAAAGCGUUUUCAGCUCUAAAGCCACUGCUGCGUGCUGCCGCUGCCGCUGCUGCGUCUGGGAAAUGGAAACGUCUGAGAGAUAAACUAAUGUUGAAGGAGUGAAGGGAGUUACUGAGAGAAAGGUUGAUGUGACCAGUGAAAACAGCAGAGGGUCAUGGGAUGCAGCAUGGGAAAGAAAGAAGUGCAGCCAAAGAAAUGUGACAGAGUGAGCAUUUCAGUCCCAGCUGCCACCGCGAUCAGAGCGGCUCUGUUGAUCCAGCGCUGGUACCGACAGUACGUCGCCCGGCUGGAGAUGAGGCGCAGGUACACGUGGAACAUCUUCCAGUCCAUUGAAUAUGCAGGAGAGCAAGAUCAGAUCAAGCUGUACAAUUUCUUUGGCUUCCUGAUGGACCACUUCACCCCGGCCAGCAGUGAAAGAAACCUAAUAUCUCACAUCUUUCGUGAGAACGAAAUCUGCCGCGACGUGGAGUGGGAAAGAUAUUUCUGCUACAAGAGCAUCGAGGUCCCCGAAAGCUACGCCGGCCCCCACCUCACCUUCCCCUUGACCUUCUGUGGGGUGUCGAAGCUGGUGGAGGCUUUUAAGCACAAACAACAGCUCCAUGCUCGAUAUGUUCUGCAGAUUCUUGGAGAGACUUGGAGAGUUCUAAGAAUUCUUCCAAACAUCAAUCACGUCUCUGUGUGCCACACCAAGGAGAUUACAAUAUGCGGAGACUUGCAUGGGAGCCUCGAAGAUCUGCUGCUGAUAUUCUACAAGAACGGGUUGCCUUCGUCUGAGAAACCGUACGUCUUCAACGGGGACUUUGUGGAUCGCGGUAAAAGCUCACUGGAGAUUCUGCUCAUCCUGUUUGGGUUCCUGCUGGUCUACCCCAACGACGUCCACCUGAACAGAGGCAACCAUGAGGACCACAUUGUUAACCUGAGAUAUGGUUUCACUAAAGAAGUUUUGGGAAAAUACAAGGUGCACGGCAAGAAGAUCCUAAAACUUCUCCAAAAGAUUUUCAGCUGGCUGCCGCUGGCCACGGUGAUCGAUAGCAAGGUGCUGAUUGUGCAUGGGGGGAUCUCUGACACGACAGACCUCGAAGUGAUAGAAAGGGUGGACAGACACAGAUAUGUGUCGGCCCUCAGGCCUCCAAAUACGACAAAUCAAGCUGUCAGCGGCAGCAAGGCUCCGAGCAGCAGGAACGGGGAGGCCGAUGGACCGGAGGAAGGCCGGCGUCGGGUGUACUCUAUGACUCACCACGGCUCGGCCCGGGCUCAGCGGUGCGAACUCCCGCGCCGCUCGCUCCACAACCUGCCCUUCGGCAGCAGCCACGCGAUCUGGUCAGUGGACGACGAGCUGAAGAGGAGGCGCAGGCUGGCAGGGUUCGACCAGUCCUUUUACGGAGUGAAGAACAAGUUGGAAUCUGAUUCGGACCCAGAGUCUGGAGAAGCUACGGAAACAGAUGAACGAGAGUGGAAACAAAUAGUGGACCUGUUGUGGAGCGACCCCAUGCCCCAAAAUGGCUGCACUCCCAACGAGGUGCGAGGUGGAGGCUGCUACUGGGGACCUGAUGUCACCGAGGAGGUUCUGGGAAGACACAACCUCCAGCUCCUCAUCCGCUCGCACGAGUGCAAACAGGACGGCUACGAGUUCUGCCACAACCGCCAGGUGCUGACUAUAUUUUCAGCGUCUAACUACUACGAGGUGGGCAGCAACAGAGGCGCCUAUAUCAGAAUGGGCUCUGAUCUGGUCCCUCACUUUAUUCAGUAUCAGGCCAGCAGGGCGUGCAUCGAUCUCACCCUGAGGCAAAGUGUCGGGUGGACAGAGAGAUCUGCUCUGCGAGCUCUCAGGGAACAACUGUUUGUUCACAAGUCAGAUCUCAUCAGUGCCUUCCAGGAGUUUGAUCCCAACAACACAGGGAUGAUAUCUCUAAGAAACUGGGCCAGUGCCACAGAGAGCGUACUGAAGCUGGGUCUGCCUUGGAGGGUGCUUCGUUCUCAGCUCGUCAGCAGCACCGGACACAGCAUGGUGGACUACCAGCAGUGGAUACGGGAGCUCUCCAUCACCGAGCCCAAGCUAGAGGUCUCAGACACAAGCAUCCUGGAGACUAUGUACAAAAACCACUCCAACCUGGAGACCAUCUUCCGAAUCAUCGACACAGACCACUCAGGUUUGAUCUCCUUCGAGGAGUUUCGUCAGACCUGGAAGCUCCUGAGCUCUCACCUCAAGACGGAGAUCAGCGACGAGGCCAUCGCGGACCUGGCGCAGAGCAUCGACUUCAACAAGGACGGCAGCAUCGACAUCAACGAGUUCAUGGAGGCGUUCCGCCUGGUGGACCUCUCCGCACACUCACACACAUGAUAACUGCACUACUCUAGACCACCUGCUGCACAAGCAAUACCAGCCUUGACCUAGUCCUCGGCCAUGUGACCUGCGCUGCUUCAACUCGUUCAGGGGCAACAUAGAUGUUUUCUACCUCUUAGGUUUUCGGCUUUUUUUUUACGUCAUAUGUUUUUGUAUUUUUAAGAUUACAUGUAACUUAACAACCACCUGUUCAGUGAAU